GUCCCUUAUGCUUAGACCAUCGCACACGAUUGCUUCGCACUUUUUGCCUUUAAAGGCAGAAAUGCGCGCCGCAGAAAAGCAAUCGUACUCGAUGUCCAUAGCGCGCCUGGUGCUUUAAAAGAAGCGCGCAAGAUGUGUAGAUUUCACACAACGCACUCGCUAUUCAUUCACUUCAAGGAUUUAACUCCACUCCCCAGAUCAUUCACAACCCCUUCUAUCCUAUCAAACAUUAUCACAAUAUGCCUGCUGCAGGACGUAACAUGACACCUGUCAACUGCCCUGUCUGCCACAAGACUAUAAGCCGCAAGGCGGAUCUUCCUAGACACAUGCGUACGCACGAUGAACACAAGGAGGCUCUUAUGCACGCAUGCCCAUUCCCUAACUGCGAUUACAAGACCCUUCAGAAGUCAAAUCUGCAGACGCACAUCAGGACACACACUCGUGAACGUUCGAAGACGUGCCCUCACUCUGGGUGUGCGUUUUCCACCACCGAUCCGGGUAGCUUGACGCGUCACCGCAAACAACUACAUGGCUACGAGCCCAAAGCGCGUCGCAGCCCCGGUGGAAAAGCUGCCCGACGGACCGCCGCCGCGCCUUACCCCUCUACUCGGUUUAUGAAGCCAGAAAUAGAGAUUCCUGCAUCGCUGGAUCUCAACCACCUAACAUUUCCCGAGCUCGGAGGGCUGGUUUCCUGUGAUGCGCUCUCACCUGCUGAGUUCAGCGACUCCGGCAUCCCCCAAUCCUCGGGCGAGCUCACCGAACUUCCCUGGGAGCGACUCUUCCCCGAUCUCCCUGCCGAGAGCUUCGCCUCCAUCUACGAACAGCCUUCUCAGCUCCCCAUCCCCACCUUCAACUACUUCCGGCCCUCAACUGUCCCCGUCGAUCUCUCCACUCUCCAUAUGCCGCAGUUCGACCCAGAGCUAUUUUCUGAUGUCAACUAUCAGCAGCCCGUUCCUGAUGUCAACUUUCAGUUCCAGCCCGCCUCAGGAAAACAUCUGAACAACCCCCUACCAGCUGAAUUAGACGAGUUUUUGCAGAAACAUGGCUCCGGGUACUUUGAAGACUACGCGUACCCAGACAAUACGAUGUAUCCGAUGGCCCAGCCCUCGUUUACGAACGAAUACUUGUGAAAACUUUCAUCUCACCUUCAUAUUACCUAUGGAUCAUUAUCAUCAUCGACAUCACAAUGUUAUACUCAGCAUUAUCAUUAUCGUUCACUUAUAUCACACUACUUAUAUCAUAUCUUCAUCCGCAUCUUUAGACCUUCAACUUGUGCAUUGUAUUAGUAAACGAAUCUCAUGACUAUAGAUUGAUCACCUCGGCCAGCGGACACGCUCGACGUGCGCCAGUCAGUU
Messenger RNA from Suillus fuscotomentosus, 1355 nucleotides. RefSeq lists its product as uncharacterized. NCBI's taxonomy places the organism in Eukaryota, Fungi, Basidiomycota, Agaricomycetes, Boletales, Suillaceae. The record is from RefSeq and is a predicted model, not a curated record. Gene Ontology annotation, molecular function: RNA polymerase II cis-regulatory region sequence-specific DNA binding; DNA-binding transcription factor activity, RNA polymerase II-specific. Gene Ontology annotation, biological process: regulation of transcription by RNA polymerase II. Gene Ontology annotation, cellular component: nucleus. Bases 240 to 1130 code for a protein of 296 amino acids. The transcript is spliced from 3 exons.